Pipistrellus kuhlii (Kuhl's pipistrelle) is the source of this 3963-nucleotide messenger RNA. RefSeq names its product CAP-Gly domain containing linker protein 2 (gene CLIP2). The coding region runs from base 212 to 3349 and encodes 1045 amino acids. The record is from RefSeq and is a predicted model, not a curated record. Gene Ontology annotation, molecular function: microtubule plus-end binding. Gene Ontology annotation, biological process: cytoplasmic microtubule organization. The transcript is spliced from 17 exons. Gene Ontology annotation, cellular component: cytoplasm; nucleus; microtubule plus-end. Lineage: Eukaryota; Metazoa; Chordata; Mammalia; Chiroptera; Vespertilionidae.
GCGCCGCAGGGCUCGGCGGGGCGGGGUGGCGGCGGGCUCGGGAGCGGCCGCAGCAUCCUCUCCCCCCGCGGCGGCGGCGGCCCGCAGAGGAGGAGGAGGAGGCCGGCGCCGGCCCGCCGCCCAGCCUGCUGCCGAAGGGCGAAGGAGCGUGACGAUGGCGGGGAGGACGUGACCUGCGCGGGCCCUGUCCCGCCCGCCGAGUGGCACCACCAUGCAGAAGCCCAGCGGCCUGAAGCCCCCCGGCCGAGGGGGAAAGCACUCGAGCCCCAUGGGCCGGACGUCCGCUGGGUCAGCCGCCGCCUCCGCCACGGCGGCAGCCACCGGCUCCAAGGAAGGCUCCCCCCUGCACAAGCAGGCCUCGGGACCCUCUGCGGCCGCGCCCGCCGCCCCCGAGAAGCCCGGCCCCAAGGCCGCCGAGGUGGGCGAUGACUUCCUGGGGGACUUCGAGGUGGGCGAGCGGGUGUGGGUGAACGGCGUGAAGCCGGGCGUGGUGCAGUACCUGGGCGAGACGCAGUUCGCGCCCGGCCAGUGGGCCGGCGUGGUGCUGGACGAGCCCGUGGGCAAGAACGACGGCGCCGUGGGCGGCGUGCGCUACUUCGAGUGCCCGGCGCUGCAGGGCAUCUUCACGCGGCCCUCCAAGCUCACCCGGCAGCCCGCGGCCGAGGGCUCGGGCAGCGACACCCACUCGGUGGAGUCGCUGACGGCGCAGAACCUGUCCCUGCACUCGGGCACGGCCACGCCGCCGCUGACCAGCCGCGUCAUCCCGCUGCGGGAGAGCGUCCUCAACAGCUCCGUCAAGACCGGCAACGAGUCCGGCUCCAACCUCUCCGACAGCGGCUCCGUGAAGCGGGGCGACAAGGACCUGCGCCUGGGAGACCGCGUGCUGGUUGGCGGGACAAAGACUGGCGUGGUGCGGUAUGUGGGGGAGACGGACUUCGCCAAGGGCGAGUGGUGUGGUGUGGAGCUGGACGAGCCCCUCGGGAAGAACGAUGGGGCGGUGGCGGGCACCAGGUACUUCCAGUGCCCACCCAAGUUCGGCCUCUUCGCGCCCAUCCACAAGGUGAUCCGCAUCGGCUUCCCGUCCACCAGCCCCGCCAAAGCCAAGAAGACCAAGCGCAUGGCCAUGGGUGUCUCGGCGCUGACCCACAGCCCCAGCAGCUCCUCCAUCAGCUCCGUCAGCUCCGUGGCUUCCUCCGUGGGCGGCCGGCCCAGCCGCAGCGGCCUGCUCACGGAGACCUCGUCACGCUACGCCCGCAAGAUCUCUGGCACGACUGCCUUGCAAGAGGCACUGAAGGAGAAGCAGCAGCACAUCGAGCAGCUGCUGGCUGAGCGGGACCUGGAGCGGGCGGAGGUGGCCAAGGCCACGAGCCACAUCUGCGAGGUGGAGAAGGAGAUCGCCCUGCUCAAGGCUCAGCACGAGCAGUAUGUUGCAGAAGCAGAGGAGAAGCUGCAGCGGGCCCGGCUGCUGGUGGAGAGCGUGCGGAAGGAGAAGGUAGACCUGUCCAACCAGCUGGAGGAGGAGCGGAGGAAGGUGGAGGACCUGCAGUUCCGAGUGGAGGAGGAGUCCAUCACCAAGGGAGACCUGGAGACCCAGACCCAGCUGGAGCACGCGCGCAUUGGGGAGCUGGAGCAGAGCCUGCUGCUGGAGAAGGCGCAGGCCGAGCGCCUGCUCCGGGAAUUAGCCGACAACAGGCUGACCACGGUGGCCGAGAAGUCGCGGGUGCUGCAGCUGGAGGAGGAGCUGAACCUGCGACGGGGCGAGAUCGAGGAGCUGCAGCAGUGCCUGCUGCAGUCCGGCCCGCCGCCCGCCGCCCACCCCGAGGCCGCCGAGACCCUGCAGCUGCGGGAGCGGCUGCUGUCGGCCAGCAAGGAGCACCAGCGGGAGAGCGGUGUGCUGCGGGACAAGUACGAGAAGGCCCUGCGGGCCUACCAGGCCGAGGUGGAGAAGCUGCGCGCCGCCAACGAGAAGUACGCCCAGGAGGUGGUGGACCUCAAGGCCAAGGUCCAGCAGGCCACCAGCGAGAACAUGGGGCUCAUGGACAACUGGAAGUCCAAGCUGGACUCGCUGGCCUCGGACCACCAGAAGUCCCUGGAGGACCUCAAGGCCACCCUGAACUCGGGCCCCGGCGCCCAGCAGAAGGAGAUCGGGGAGCUGAAGGCCGUGAUGGAGGGCAUCAAGAUGGAGCACCAGCUGGAGCUGGGCAACCUGCGCGCCAAGCACGACCUGGAGACGGCCGUGCACGUGAAGGAGAAGGAGGGCCUGCGGCAGAAGCUGCAGGAGGCCCAGGAGGAGCUGGCCGGGCUGCAGCAGCACUGGCGGGCCCAGCUGGAGGUGCAGGCGGGCCAGCACCGGCUGGAGCUGCAGGAGGCCCAGGACCAGCGCCGGGACGCCGAGCUGCGGGUGCAUGAGCUGGAGAAGCUGGACGCGGAGUACCGGGGCCAGGCGCAGGCCAUCGAGUUCCUCAAGGAGCAGAUCUCCCUGGCCGAGAAGAAGAUGCUGGACUACGAGCUGCUGCAGCGGUCCGAGGCCCAGAGCAGGCAGGAGGCCGACAGGCUGCGGGAGAAGCUGCUGGUCGCCGAGAACAGACUCCAGGCCGUCGAGUCCCUGUGCUCGUCCCAGCACGCCAACAUGAUUGAGUCGAACGACAUUUCAGGGGAGAAGAUGAGGAUGAAGGAGAUGGUGGAGGGCCUGCAGGACAAGCUGAACAAGAGGGACAAAGAGGUGACAGCCUUGACGAACCAGACGGAGACGCUCAGGGCCCAAGUAAGUGCGCUGGAGAGCAAGUGCAAGUCGGGGGAGAAGAAGGUGGACGUCCUGCAGAAGGAGAAGCGGCGCCUGGAGGCGGAGCUGGAGGCCGUGUCCCGGAAGACGCACGACGCCUCCGGCCAGCUGGUGCUCAUCAGCCAGGAGCUGCUCAGGAAGGAGCGGAGCCUGAACGAAUUGCGGGUAUUGUUGCUGGAAGCCAAUCGCCACUCCCCAGGGCCCGAGAGGGACCUGAGCCGCGAGGUCCACAAGGCUGAGUGGCGGAUCAAGGAGCAGAAACUCAAGGAUGACAUCCGGGGCCUUCGUGAAAAGCUGACGGGGCUGGACAAAGAGAAGUCGCUUUCGGAUCAGAGGCGCUACUCCCUCAUCGACCCAUCCUCGGCACCUGAGCUCCUGCGGCUACAGCACCAGCUGAUGAGCACAGAGGACACGCUGCGGGACGCCCUGGACCAGGCUCAGCAGGUGGAGAAGCUCAUGGAGGCCCUGAGGAGCAGCCCCGACAAGUCCCCGGCCAUUGGCAAUUCGGGUUCUGCGAACGGCAUCCACCAACAAGACAAGACCCACAAACAAGAGGACAAGCACUGACCCCGAAGGCCACCAUGGAGCAACCCCGUCCACACCAGAGCCACUCUUUUCUGCCCCAGCGGCGCCCCCUCCAGGCAGCGGCCAGGACUGUUACUUUGGAGACAAGAACAGUAUUUGUAACAAUAAUGUACCUACCGUCUGGACAAUCCCCACCCUCAACCCCCUGCCGGACCAGGAGGCUUCCUCAAGCACGAACUUCCACAGAGAGCGGUACAGCCCUGACCCGGCCCCGGAGCCCGCAGCCCCGACGUCUGCCCAGGACACCCAGCAGCUUCUGGAAUUCGUGUGGGAGGCUGAGGCUCUCCGACCAGCCCCUCUCCCCACAACCAGCUGCUGGGGACCAUUUUGGCACCCUGAGCACAUCCCCACCCUCCCUUUUUCUCUUCCUUCUCCAGGGUCCCCCUCGGGUUCCAGAGAGCCAUUGUCCCAGGAGAGGGUCCGAGGGGGCCCGGGUCUCCUUGCAGGCACCAAGGAGCGAAACCCGGGCCUCAGGAGCCACUAUGAUCCCCUUUUCUGCAGCCACUUCCAGGCAAGGCAGUGCCCAGGGCGGCUCGUCCCCACAUCGUGAGCCUCCUUCACGCACUGGGACAAGCUCCCCUUGGCUGUCUGCCCAG